This is a messenger RNA of Amorphotheca resinae ATCC 22711, 2502 nucleotides long. RefSeq names its product glycoside hydrolase family 3 protein. The record is from RefSeq and is a predicted model, not a curated record. Lineage: Eukaryota; Fungi; Ascomycota; Leotiomycetes; Helotiales; Amorphothecaceae. Bases 1 to 2502 code for a protein of 833 amino acids. The transcript has 5 exons. Gene Ontology annotation, molecular function: beta-glucosidase activity. Gene Ontology annotation, biological process: glucan catabolic process.
AUGACAGGAACUGUUGACGUAGAAGAAGUCCUCUCCAAGCUCGACGUUGUGGAAAAGGUCUCCCUGCUAGCAGGCGCCGAUUGGUGGCAUACGCAGUCCCUCCCUCAACAUGGCGUCCCUGCGAUUCGAGUCUCUGAUGGUCCCAACGGUGUCCGCGGUACCAAAUUCUUCAACGGUGUCACAGCAGCAUGUUUCCCCUGCGGGACUGCUCUAGGUGCAACAUGGGAUACAGACCUCUUACACAAGGCUGGCAUUGUUAUGGGACAUGAGAGUAAGGCAAAAGGAGCACAUGUGAUUCUUGGACCUACGAUAAAUAUACAGCGUUCUCCUCUCGGAGGUCGGGGUUUUGAGUCCUUGUCAGAAGAUCCUGUGCUGGCUGGACUAGGAGCUGCAGCUCUCGUCAAUGGUAUCCAAGAGACUGGUAUCGUGGCCACGAUCAAGCAUUUCUUGUGUAACGAUCAAGAACAUGAGCGGAGUGGGACAAAUGCUAUUGUAACUGACAGAGCUCUGAGGGAGAUUUACGCCUUGGCAUUCCAAUUGGUCACCCGCGACUCUUCUCCUGGGUGCUUUAUGACAGCAUACAACAAAAUUAAUGGCUUGCACGUCAGCGAGAAUCCCAAACAUUUAAGGGAUAUAUUGAGGGGUGAAUGGGGAUGGAAUGGGUGUAUUAUGAGUGAUUGGUGGGGCACAUACUCGACCUCGGAGGCUAUUAAUGCUGGCCUCGACUUGGAAAUGCCAGGUCGCACCAAAUGGCGAGGCGAGAUGUUGGUCCAAGCCGUUGGGGUAGGUAAGGUACCGCAGCAUGUCCUCGAUGAGCGAGUUCGGAAUGUUCUGAAGCUUGUGAAUCGUUGCGCUGCUGCAAAUAUACCAGAAUAUGCUGAGGAGAAAAUGGCAAAUACUCCGGAGACUGCGGCGUUGUUGAGGAAGAUUGGAGCUGAUUCUAUUGUCUUGAUGAAAAAUGAAGGCAAUAUCCUACCGUUGAGGAAGGAUAAGAAGACACUGAUAUUGGGCCCCAAUGCCAAAGUUGCAACUUACCAUGGAGGAGGGUCAGCCUCUCUGGCCGCAUAUUAUGCAGUAACACCAUUUGAUGGCAUCAGCUCUCAACUUACCUACCCACCAGAAUACACAGUUGGCUGCUAUGCACAUAAAGACCUCCCGCUCCUCGGCACCCUACUCAAAACCGAUAAGGGAGAGCCGGGCGUAACAUUCCGUGCCUACAAUGACCCACCCUCGGUUGAGAACCGCGAGGUCGCUGACGAGAUCACUCUUACGAAGACCGAACUUUUGAUGAUGGAUUACAAUUGUCCCAGACUCAAGAGCUCCCUUUGGUACGCCGACAUUGAAGGCUCCUUCACCGCCGAGGAAGACGGGGACUUCGAGAUGGGUUUAGGUGUUUAUGGAACGGCGAAGCUGUAUGUCGAUGGCAAAUUACUGAUUGAUAAUGAGACGGUGCAAAGGCAGGGGACUAUGUUCUUUUCAUGUGGGACUGUUGAAGAAAAAGGCAUUCUGCCAAUUAAGAAGGGCCAAACAUAUCGGAUCAAAGUCGAGUUUGCGAGCGCCGCGGCUUGCAAGCUUGAAAAGGGAAGUAAUCCUCUCUUCGGAGGCGGUGCUGUUAGGAUAGGUGGCGCCAAGGUCAUUGAUGCGGAUGAGGAAGUGAAGCAUGCUGUGAACUUGGCGAAAAACGCCGAUCAAGUAAUUAUAUGUGCUGGCUUGAACUCCGACUGGGAAUCCGAAGGCUCAGACCGUGACAGCAUGUCCCUCCCGGGGCACAUGGAUGCCUUAAUUUCCGCCGUCUCAAAUGCCAAUCCAUCCACAGUAGUCGUCAUGCAAUCUGGAACACCAGUCGGCAUGCCCUGGAUCUCCUCCGUUAACGCUCUCAUCUAUGCCUGGUACGGCGGGAACGAAACAGGCAAUGCGAUUGCCGACAUCUUAUUUGGAAAUGUGAACCCGUCAGCUAAGCUGCCGUUGAGUUUUCCGAAGAGAAUUGAGGAUAAUCCUGCGUUUCUGAGUUACAGGACGGAGAGGGGCAGGACCCUCUAUAGUGAGGAUGUCUAUGUGGGGUAUAGGUGGUAUGAGCAGCUGGAUUUGCCGGUACUUUUCCCUUUCGGCCACGGACUUUCAUACACGAAAUUCGAGUUCUCGAACCUGAAGGUCGAGCAGGGGGAGAAAAUGCUCAAUGUCAGUGUCCAAGUCAAGAAUACGGGGAACAGGGACGGCGCGGAAGUAGUACAGGUCUAUGUGGCCCAGAAAAAGCCGAGUAUCAGGAGGCCGAAGAAGGAACUGAAAGGUUUCAAGAAGGUAUGGUUGGAGAAGGGAGAAGAGAAAGUGGUUCACGUGUCGAUCGAAGUCAAGUAUGCGGCAAGUUUUUGGGAUGAGGUUAGGGAGGCAUGGAUAAUGGAGAGAGAUGGGUACGAGGUUUUGGUAAGCAACAGCAGUAACGCGGAGAGUGCACUGAAAGGGAGCUUUGAGGUGCAGAAGACGAGUUGGUGGAACGGGCUCUAG